AUGGAUUCGUCGUAAAGCUCGGCUGGUUUAAACUUGAACAUUCAUAUACUUGCUACUUGGUUAGACAUAAAUCAGUCUUAUAUUCCUUCGACUAUUUAUAUUCAGCCUUUGCCACCGUUUCAGGCAUCCCAACGAGUCCCACCGCCACAAGCAAACAUUACUGUAUGUGUAGACGUAUCAUCUAAUCAGAACAGCGUCUAAUAAUGUCAACUAAGCGAUCAAGGCAACUCCGAAGAUCAAUUUGUCAAGGGGCGAGAAGACGAGCUUUAACUGUGGGUUCUCGUCACGCGGGGGAAGUCGAGUUGAGCUUAGGCAACAUGGAAUUCGCCGCAUCCCCAAAAGACUACGGGACUGAGCAUUCACAAAUCAUCAAAUCUCACACGUUAGCGCCGACACACGCCUUCAAAACUGCGACAGCCACCUACCCUCUAACCUCUCCGUUAGCGAGCCAUGAAGAGAUUUAUAUAAUGGCACUAGCAAUUUGCUUCUUGGCCCUCCUAAUUGGAUGGCUUCUCAUAGUAUGCAUACGAACAAGCCUCUACUCUCUCGCCCGCAAGGCGAGAAAGAAAGCCCAAGAAAUAGACCCAGAGAGCGGUAUAUUAUUAGGAGGGGAGCAUGUCCCUGAGGAGGGUUCGUCGCUUCUAUGUAGCUUGAGAAAUGUGUCGACGGGUAGUCUAAUCAAGUCAGCUGGGGGAAAGAGUUUGGACUUCGCCAAUGGUAUCACGAAGGAAAUAGGACCGAUUAGGAGAAAAACGCGAAGCAUUCGCUAUUUGGAUGAAGAGGCAGCUGUGGGUUGUAAUGAGGGCGAGGACGAUGACAGUAUGGAAGUGGGUGGCUAUUUUUUACGCCUAAGACAUGGGAUAGCGGCUGUGCUACCUGCAUAGAGGAGGAAAAGAAGUCCCAGGACCGAAGAAAUCGCCGGCGUAUCUUUCGCCUACUUCAGGGGUCUGUGAAUACGGAAGACGAGCUGUGAAUGGCUUGGUACCGUUAGUAACUCGAG
This is a messenger RNA of Hypoxylon fragiforme, 1000 nucleotides long. RefSeq lists its product as uncharacterized. The transcript has a single exon. Bases 204 to 884 code for a protein of 226 amino acids. The record is from RefSeq and is a predicted model, not a curated record. NCBI's taxonomy places the organism in Eukaryota, Fungi, Ascomycota, Sordariomycetes, Xylariales, Hypoxylaceae.